AAGCACUGCGGUCAAGGUGCUCAAAAUGCUCCGUCUUUUCCUGGUACAGCUCCCUGGCAGCUACACAGCGGAGAAACUGGGAGAAGCCAAGAGAGAAAGCCCGGGUCAAAAGUGGAGUGUCGCAGCGACGAGGGGGCUCGUCGCAGAACUCCGUGGCAGCCGCGCUGUUUUUCGUAGUGAAGCGAGGGCCUGGAAGGAGAAGAAGUCGAAGUUCAGUUUUACCAGGCGUGGAAGCUACGACAGGGGUCCGACAGGCCAGAUUUACCCGUUCCGCAUGGCGUUUCAAGGCCGCCCGCCGAUGCCGCCUGUCUCCCCAAUGGGCCCUCCUCCCAUGAGCCCCUAUCCCAUGGAGCCGACUCCCCAAUGGCUCCCUAUGUGGCCCGUAGCGCCGACGCCAGGAGAGCGCCUCGACUCGACCAGGUACGGCACCUACGGCGCCUACGGCGUCGGCAGAAGCCAACGCAGUCGUUACAGCCUGACCAUCCUCGUGUUGCUGUCGGCCGGGUGCUUACUCGUCGGCGGCGCCAUCGGCGCUCUGGUGACCGUCGUGAGGGCCCGCCGCGGCGAGGGCGACAUGACCGACGGGGAGACCGCCAUGCGCCGAUGGACAGAGCCCGUGCUACGCCUGGACAGGAGCUCAGGCAGGCGAGGCGGGCUCGUCGAUGGGGACUCGGGUUCGCCCCGCGCCUUCGACCUAAACGCGACCGCUGUUGCCGGCCUCGACGGCGAGGCCGACAGGAAAGACGAGACAAGCGGGACCGAACGCCGCCAAGUCGCCGAGCUGACGCGGGAGAGCGGGGCCGAGAAUGGCGGCGACGUCGUCGACGCAGCGGUCAAGAAAGCUGCGGCGCGUUCGGCGGGAGGCACGAGAAGGCGAAGAACACGGGGCGCCUCCAGAAAAAUGCCGCGUCGACGCUCGGCUCGACGAUCUCGGCGUGAGGAUUAACGCGGUCAGCCAGGUGCCGGCAGUUGAGGCCGAAUAAAGUGCAGCGCUUCUUUACGAGUGCAAGCUUCUGGCAAGAUCUGCGCAGCGCCUCCUCGAAAUUGAGCUGGCUCUGCAGAAAGAUUUGAAUUCGGGCUGCCGCUUGUUUGGUAAAUUAAUAAACGCUCGUGGAUCGCUUCGCGGCUCACAGUUACUUAUACAGCAAGCGCGUGGCUGCAUCGGUCUUCUUGUGCAACAGUGUUUUCCAGUCCGGAGCAGUUUACGUUCUUGAAUCUGUUGUGCUUCAACCGAUGAAGUACAGUUAGGACAUUUGAGUUAUAACUUUGUCAGUCAGGAUUCAUAUCAAUAUUAG
Molecule: messenger RNA, 1295 nt
Organism: Dermacentor andersoni
Lineage: Eukaryota; Metazoa; Arthropoda; Arachnida; Ixodida; Ixodidae
Source: RefSeq, a predicted model, not a curated record